AUGAGACAGCAGGAGAUAGAAGCCAACAAGGAUGUGGAGCUGAGGCGAGCUGAACUAGGGAUAGCUCCCACUGCUCCGCCGCAACAGGAAGACCGACGAGUGAGGGAGCGAGAUCUGCCGGUAUUCAUACCAAGUGAAGCCGAAGCCCACCCAGCUACCCACUCCCGGCGGUUGACCCGACAACCAUCGUCCACCAAUGCCCAGUGUCGACCAACGCUCACUGUCGACCAACGCCUACUGUCGACCAACGCCCACUGUAGACCAACGCCCACUAUCGACCAACGCCCACUGUCGACCAACGCCCACUGCCGACUAACGCCCACUGUCCACCAACGCCCACUGUCGACCAACGCCCACCGUCGACCAACACCCACUGUCGACCAACGCCCACUGUCGACCAACGCCCACUGUCGACCAACGCCCACUGUCGACCAACGCCCACCGUCGACCAACGCCCACUGUCGACCAACGCCCACCAUCGAUCAACACCCACUAUCGACCAACGCCCACCCUCGACCAACGCUCACUGUGGACCAACGCCCACCGUCGACCAACGCCCACUGUCGACCAACGCCCACCGUCGACCAACGCCCACUGUCGACCAACGCCCACUGUCGACUAACGCCCACUGUCGACAACGCCCACUGUCGACCAACGCCCACCGUCGACCAACGCCCACUGUCGACCAACGCCCACUGUCGACCAACGCCCACCGUCGACCAACGCCCACCGUCGACCAACGCCCACCGUCGACCAACGCCCACUGUCGACCAACGCCCACUGUCGACUAACGCCCACUAUCGACCAACACCCACCGUCACCCCCCGCCCACCGUCACCUCCCGCGCAUCGUCACCCAACGCCCACUGUUACCCCACCCCCACCGGCACCCCACGCCCACCGUCACCCCACGCCCACCGUCACCCAACGCCCACU
Procambarus clarkii (red swamp crayfish) is the source of this 935-nucleotide messenger RNA. Lineage: Eukaryota; Metazoa; Arthropoda; Malacostraca; Decapoda; Cambaridae. The record is from RefSeq and is a predicted model, not a curated record.